AUGUGGCGCACCUUCAAUAUUCUGUGGCUACUUGUGGCUCUCCUCCAUCCAUCUAACACAUACCCAGCUCGUGCGUACGAUGGAGCGGAAACAUUCGCAAAUAUCACAAAGCUCAUCGAAAAAAUUCGUAUGGAGCGCGCAAUCGAAACACUGGUGGUCUUUGAUGAUGAUCUCGAGCAGGGAUUCUGCCUGGACGACGCUACUUUAAGAUCACUAAACACAAAUAUUUCCAUUAUCUUGCUGAGAGCGACAAAUCACUGCAACCGGCAGGGUUCCGAUGUAAAUCGUGAAAUGCUGGUAGUGCGUUGUGUGAGUGAACCCUUCCGUCCGCAAUUUUUGGCUAAAAUGAUAGAUUGUCUUGGAGUGGAACGGCAAGUGCGCAUUCUUUUUAUGUGGCAUGCACACUAUGUGAAACAAUCGAAGCGUAGACGCAACGAACUACAGCAACAACGGCAGAAACUUUUCGAAUACUGUGCACGCAAGAAGCUGCUGAAUAUCAUGGGCGUUUACAGUGACUUCGAAAGCGAUGGGCACUUCUAUACAUACACUCACUUUCCGAAUUUCCAUUUGAAACAGCAAACGUUGUGGCAAGAACCUUGUUUUCCCGUACGCGUGAAGGACAUGCAGGGCGCUGCCCUCCGUACGCUGCCUGAUCAAAAUGAGCCGCGUUCGAUAGUCUGGCGUGACCACUUAGGCCGGACCCAAAUAGGUGGUUUCAUGGCGAGAAUUAUUAAGGCAUUUGCUGCGAAACAAAACGCAACCCUCAUCUACCCAACAACAGUUGAACCGGACGUCACGUACGAGUAUGCGGAGAUAUUCAAAAUGCUACAGAAUGAAACGCUCGAUGUGUUGAUGGGAUUGACUGGCAUUGGUUGGAUGUUGAAUAGCUCGGAAGUCUCAACACCUCUACUUCCGCUCUUCUGGACACUCAUGCUGCCGCUGCCACCUCUGCCACCCACUAGAGAUAUUUUCCUGCUGAUAUUUAUAUCAUUUCUCGGCAUCGUCAUGCUCCUACUACUGGUAAUCUUCUCAAGUCUGCUCACCUUGGAAGCUGUUCGCGGGCUUCGGCAUCGUUCGUGUAAAAGAAGCUUCAAUUUGUUUUUGCGUACGCUUACGAAUGUAACACUGCGCAGCAUCCUAGGACAGGCGACACAUCUGCCCAUUUCAACUACGUCCCUGAAGCGGUUCAUCUGUAUUUUGCUCUUUAUAGCCGGCAUCUAUGUGAACACAAUCAGCACGGCCUAUCUGCAAACAUAUCUCACCAGCAGCCCCAGGGCACAGCGGGUCAACACCUUUGAUGAACUCCUCCACAUACCGACGCGUAUACGAAUUUCUUUAACCGAGUACACCGCUCUAAAAGAUUUUGUUGGGACGGAAUUUGUUGAGAAGUACAAAAAUGUAUUUCUCAUUACGUCAUCCAUCAACGAUUACUAUCAACAGCGUAAAACGUUGGACACACACUAUGGCUACACGGUUACGAGUUCUUUGUGGACGGCGCUGGAGGAAUUUCAAAGAGACUUGGGGAGGCCACUAUUUUAUAUUAAUAAAAAUAUGCAUUUGGCAGGCAAUUUGCAGAUGGGCGUACCCAUGGGCCCACAUUCCAUUUACCGAGAAGAGUUCAAUACAUUUAUCCACAAUUCAAUAAGUUCGGGUCUGAUGAAUCACUGGCAAAAUUGGGUGUACACUGACAUGGUCGCUGCUGGGAAACUUAAUAUAACUUUAUCAACACAAACGAAGCAGGGACAUAUCCUAACCACCGAGGAUCUAUAUUGGAUAUGGUGGCUGUACGGUGCGGGAAUGGGAUUGGCUUUUUUAGUUUGUCUUGCAGAGCUUUAUUCUAAACGAAAGCUCGACAAGUAA
Anastrepha obliqua is the source of this 1860-nucleotide messenger RNA. RefSeq lists its product as uncharacterized. The transcript has a single exon. Lineage: Eukaryota; Metazoa; Arthropoda; Insecta; Diptera; Tephritidae. The record is from RefSeq and is a predicted model, not a curated record. Bases 1 to 1860 code for a protein of 619 amino acids.